GUGUGUGUGUGUUUAAGAUUUAAAGGAAAACGGGCAGGGAAAUUCCCAAAAUAAAAGACUGUCGACCCAAAACAAGGGAAGAGGGACAUGGGUUUUUCCUACUGGAGUGUUUACUAAUACCAGCUUGACACACUCAAGGAACACGGUUACCAUGGCAACAGAGGAAAAGCAAGAGAGACCUGUCACAUACCCAUGGCUGAAAGAUAAAGUUCUUGGGACAGGAGGCUUUGGCACGGUCACAUUAUGGCGGCACACCGAUACUGGGGAGACGAUAGCUCUAAAAAAGUGUCGUUGGGGUACACCUGGCACGGGCACUGAAAAUAUACUCACUCCUAAGCAUGUGGAACGAUGGGAGAAAGAAGUGGAAAUAAUGAAUCGACUGAGUCAUUCGGCUGUUGUGCGGUGCUUCCAGGUCCCAGCAGAGUUGACGGGCCCUCCAGGAGACCUGCCUAUGUUGUGUAUGGAGUAUUGCAGCUUGGGAGACUUGAGAAAAGUUUUGAACAAACCUGAAAAUUGUUGUGGGCUGCGUGAAGCUUCUGUGAGGGCAUGCAUAAGGGAUAUAACGGAGGCUGUGGCUUAUUUGCACUCAAUGAGGAUCAUCCACAGAGAUCUUAAACCAGAAAAUAUUGUUCUUCAAGAUGUUGAUGGAAAGAUUGUGUACAAACUCAUCGAUCUUGGAUACGCUAAAGAACUAGACCACAGUAGUGUGUGCACUUCCUUUGUGGGCACACUCCAGUACCUGGCACCAGAACUCUUCCUUAGCAAGAGAUACACUUGUACUGUUGAUUAUUGGAGCUUAGGUCUUGUCACACAUGAAAUCAUCACUGGUGUCAGGCCUUUCUUGCCAAACAUGACCCCUGUAGAGUGGAUGAAGAGAGUACGAACGAAGCAGUCAAACCACAUUUGUGUAUAUGAAGGUCGAAAUGGGGAUGUGCAGUUUUCUGCUCAUAUGUUUCCAGAAUCCCAUAUUUCAUCACCAUUCAGGCUACGGCUAGAGGAGUGGCUGAGGGUGAUGCUAGAGUGGGAACCAGGUGUGAGGGGCCAAGUCCAGGGAGAAGAUGGCAGCAAAAAGGUGUUGGCAUUCACCAUGAUUAAUGAUAUUCUCAAUAAAAAGAUGAUCAAAGUAUUUGUUGUUGAUUUAUGCUGUCUGCUGGAGUAUGAAGUAACAGAAAGCAGCUCUUUGUCUGAAGUGCAGAAAUGGGUGGCUCAGGACAGUGGUGUAGCCAUAGAGGAUCAGCGACCACUUUUACCAAGAGGUCAGCCUCCUGACCCAACUCGACCAGCCAUUCAGUGCUGGGCUCCACCAGAUGAAGAUGAGUGGCUGUUGUACAUCUUUGCGGAGGGAAUGACUCGACCACAAGUGCCUCCUCACUUCCCUCCACUAGUAGAAGCCAUGUUACGGGAGCCAAGAACCACAGUGGACUAUCAGACCCAGCGAAGGAUGUGGUCUCAUGCCAUGUUCUUCCUUCAGAGAGAGGCACGGCUUCUGGCUCUCCUGAUGCAAGCACAGAAGGUGUCAAUGCUCCAUUUGAUGUCAGGCCAUGCACAGCUCACAAAAACUGGCCAAAGGAUGCUCAGUGAUAUAGCAAAGUUACAAGCCCGCCAUCAUCUCUUCAUGGAGGCUCUCAACACUGACUUGGAUUACUAUGAUGAACAGGCAUCUUCUGGAAGGCUUACAUCUGAGAAACUAUACAGUGGAUGGCGUGAUAUGGGAGAGAUCACCUUGCGGCAAGUGCAUGUGGUGGUUGAGCGAGUGCAGCAGCUGGAAGGUUCCCUCACCGCCCUCAACACCCGGAUCCUUGAACUCCAGUGCUCGCCUUUUGCUCGUGCAAGAUCCAAUGACACUUUGGAAAAUAUUAUAUCGGCUGGGGAGGAAUUGUACUGCACCAUGCGCCGACGGAACAAGGAACAGAGGGCCACAGCUCAUGACAACACUGAUAUGUGCAAAUUGCUACUGCAGGCCCUUAGGAAGAGGGAUAGGUUACAGCAGGAUCUCUUUAAGCAUAUAGAGAAACAAAGUGAGUGUUGCAGUGAGGUGGCUGAAUUGUCAUCACCCCUGGAAACUGUUUUGGAAGAUGCUGCCAGAACUGCCCAGCACAUAUCAUCCCUUCAAAAGCAACGACAGAAGGAUAUAUGGAAAAUAAUGGAAAUAGCUAUAAACCACAGCCGAAGUGUUGGGAAUCCUAGUUCGCUGCCAGCAAAUAUGCAGCCAAUUCCUAAUGCCAAGCAUUUGGCUAAGAAACCACCCUCUCCUGCAGCCCUCAGUUCUCUCUCUGCAUUGCUAGAGAAGUCAGGGAAAGAGGCAGAUGCCAUUAUUGCCGAAAACAGGGCUCUUCGUUGUCAAAUGGUUGAAAUGCUGACUGGAAGUGUGAAUUCUACUCUUGUGAUUGGUAGUAAUAAGAUAGGAGAUGCAACAGCUCCCUCAGUUCCUGUUGAAGGCCUGCCCACUCCUGGCAGCCCUUCCCAUAUGGUACACUCUUCAUCUCCAUCUUCAUUGGCUCCUAUGAAAAAAGCAGUGGAAACCUCUUUAUAGCAUGAAAAAUAGUCACAAUAGUCACCAUAUCAGGUCUGUCUGCAUAUGAAUAUAUCCACUUGCUGCCUGUAUUUGGAGGUGCCAUUUGUUUUACUGCGAUUUCUACAAUGAGAGUUCUUGCAUUUUACAUUUAAUGCAUUAUUGAGAGUAUAGUAAAAUUAUUGUAAUGCGUUUAGUAUUGCUUACAUUUUUGUUUAAAAUGUCUGCAACGUCAAUCUGUCUGUAUGGUAUGUGUAUAUACUAUAACAAGGUGAUCUUGCUAUGGGUUGUUAUCUAGUCAUUUUAUACUAAAACAAAGCUACUAAUAAACUAUAUGAAUAGAUAUUUA
Scylla paramamosain (green mud crab) is the source of this 2861-nucleotide messenger RNA. RefSeq names its product inhibitor of nuclear factor kappa-B kinase subunit beta-like (gene IKKbeta). The coding region runs from base 152 to 2533 and encodes 793 amino acids. Gene Ontology annotation, cellular component: IkappaB kinase complex; cytoplasm. Lineage: Eukaryota; Metazoa; Arthropoda; Malacostraca; Decapoda; Portunidae. Gene Ontology annotation, molecular function: IkappaB kinase activity; ATP binding. The record is from RefSeq and is a predicted model, not a curated record. Gene Ontology annotation, biological process: tumor necrosis factor-mediated signaling pathway; positive regulation of transcription by RNA polymerase II; peptidyl-serine phosphorylation. The transcript is spliced from 16 exons.